Tigriopus californicus is the source of this 1366-nucleotide messenger RNA. RefSeq lists its product as uncharacterized. The record is from RefSeq and is a predicted model, not a curated record. Gene Ontology annotation, cellular component: membrane. Gene Ontology annotation, molecular function: sodium channel activity. The transcript is spliced from 3 exons. Lineage: Eukaryota; Metazoa; Arthropoda; Copepoda; Harpacticoida; Harpacticidae. The coding region runs from base 333 to 1166 and encodes 277 amino acids. Gene Ontology annotation, biological process: sodium ion transport.
CAAACGAUACUACUGUAGGUACAAAUCUGUUUGAGAAACGCACGUGCUGUCGUUUCUUAAGCAUAAGUAAGAAUUAGCUUUAAAUGUCAGCUUUUGAACUAAAGUUCUCUUGUUUUCCGUGAAAGCCAUCCAACCGGAUUCUAAAUCUCUUGUCAAAUGAGACAGCUCUUUCUUAGCGCACUAUGUUUCUUUCAUCAAGUACAAGAACGAGACGCGUCAAGGCGAUGAAGAAAAAAUGUAAGAAUUUGAUGAUCACAUCCGGAUAGUUAUGAAAAUUUGAUUAUUUAAGUUUCCACACACCAAAUACAACAUCAUUCAAGCUUGUGUCCGACAUGCUAAAGGUUCGAGUGCUCGAGCUCUUGAAGAUCAUAUUAUAUUUUGUCAUUAUUUUUCUCCUAUUUUAUCAAGUCUACCUGUGCUUCGAAAAUUAUCUCGCUUAUCCCAAGUAUAUCUCAACCAAAGUCGUGGAUCAAAGAGACACUGUUUUUCCGGAUGUUACCAUCUGCCCAAAUGAUACUACAUUCAAACUGGACCAAUUCUUUCAUUUUUUCCAUGAGAGAUAUAACGAAGCCAGAUUGGAUGGCAUACCUUCACAACGUUAUAGGAAUGCAACCUUAAGUCGAGCUUUCAAGAAAACUGAGACACGUGGAUGGGAGGGAUGCUUCACAUUUUCCAGAGCCGAACGACAUCAACAACUGGGAAUCUAUUACCUGCGGUUCUAUUACCGAAACGCUAAGGUGGAAUUAUACGUGCAUUUUCCUGGUCGCCUUGGGGAGAACCAGCAAAUGCCCAAUGAAGUGACUCCAGGCCAAAUUCGACAAUUCCAAGUGAUGUAUCAAGACACUCACUUACAACCUAUCCACUUUUUUAACGGAUCCAAGUCAUGUUGGGAAAUCGGAGAUGAAGAUCAAAAAGGCACACCUUGUCGCUCCUUGGAAAUCAUUUUGGGCAAAAGCAACGAUGAGAUCAGGGCAAAUCGAUUGCCCAAUCGAAGUGAACAAUACCUAUAUUUCAUGCCUUAUGUUCUAAAACAUGAGGAAAAAUUCGCCUAUUCCUUUUUGAGAUUUGCAUCUGAUGUUGGCGGAUAUUCUGGUAUUCUGACUGGCAUGUCUUUGCUUCAUGGACUGGCAGGCUUUAGAACCUUGGUCAGGAAAACCGUUCAGUAGCCUUAACACUUCCAACAACACACUGUAAAGAGGUCAUGUUGGAUUUUUACAUUAUUCUUGUUUUUAAUGACAAAUGUUUUUUUUUCAUGAACAAUUGAUGUUCUUGGAUGCGAGAGAAGAAGCUCUGAUGGGAAACGAAGCACAAUCAUUAAUCUAUGUAGUUGUUGUUAUUGUUGUUAAAUAAAGAAAAUGAAGGCUGA